Peronospora matthiolae is the source of this 1509-nucleotide messenger RNA. NCBI's taxonomy places the organism in Eukaryota, Oomycota, Peronosporomycetes, Peronosporales, Peronosporaceae. The record is from the annotation of a GenBank genome assembly.
AUGGGAGCUAGUAGCAGUAAACUCCAUAGCGAUGCGCUUCCUGGUGGCCCGCAGCACCAAACGCGGCUGCAGUACCGCCGCACUGGGCGUGUAGACUCUGCGAAUCGCACAUUUGGCGCUUGUUACGAUGGCAAUACUGUGGUCAUUAUCACCCCUGGUCGGAGUCUGCUGAAGCCAUACCUUCGCGUUCCUGAAGGGACGUAUGCACUCGUUCAAAGCCACGGACGGGAUGUGGACUACGUCAAGCCAGACGGCAGCUGUACGCCGGUGUGGCCGCCUGGCAUGCACGUUGCUUCAAUCUUCACCAAAGUGGCUCACCUUGUCACGAAACAAUACAUUGUGUUUGACACGCCUGUCAAGGGAUGCAAAACCGCAGACAAUGUGACAGUGGGCAUUGAUAUAUGUCUAAUCCUACGCAUCGUGGGCGAUGAGUCCAAAGGUGAAGACCCCGAGCUCGUACGUCGAUUCGUGUACGAAUUAGGUCCAAAUGGACUGGAAGUGCAGCUUCGUGCAGCUCAAGAUGAAGCUGUGAGAGCACUUGCUCGUAGUGUAGAGCACACGGAAGUAUAUCAGCUUCGUGACGGUACUAUGCGUGAGCGAUUCAAGACGGGAGCGCUCAACUGCCGUACGGAUCGAGUCGUAAAGGACGAGUUCCACUCGCCCAAGGGAAAGGAGACGGUGACCGAGCACGAUGUUCCAGACGAGAAGAAGGUGCGCUACUGUGUGACGGAAGACAUUCGCCACAGUCUGAAUGAGCAAUUUAAUGCCUACGGUGUUGAGAUCACCAGCGUUGCCAUCACAAACGUGACGCUCCCUCCUGAGUUCCAAGCGCAGAUGCAAAGUCGCACGACGCAUUUAAGUGCCAUCAAGGAGCAAAACAUGAAACAAAUGAGUGAUAUGCAGAUGUUGCAGUACAAAGAGGAGAUUGAUACGACGAGACUCGAGCGCAAGAUGAUGUACAUGGAAGAAGAACAGACCGGAAAGGCCAAGUGUGCCGAGAUCCGCAAAGGUAUUGACCUCAUUAACGCACAAUCCGAACUCGCGGAUGAAGAAAUCAGUCAAAAGACCAUUGUGACUUGCGACAACCUCCACGUUGAAGCGUCAUUGAAGAUCGCCGAGGUCGAUGCAGAGAGGACGCAGAUUACAGCAGAGAUCUUGGCUCAUUGCGAUGCGGAGAUUGGGCUCAUCAAUGCGGAGAAGGCUGCGCUGCAAAGUCAAUUGGAGACGACAUCGAGUGGAAUCCGCGUGACUUCCGAGUCAAAAGCAGCUGAGCUUAUCGCUCAGGCCGAGGGUGCUGCAGCCAGUCAAUUGGUAAACUACCGUCGACACGAGCUGGAGAUGAAGAAGCUCGAGAUGCUCGGGUCACUAGCGAAGAACAAGAGGGCUGUCGUGUCAGGUGACACGUCAAACAGUUUGCUGUCGGAGGUGCUCGUAGCCAAUCGCCAAGGCAACGUCAUGCUGAAUAUCGACGGCCUGAUGGGCAAACUCGGUAACGGCAAAUGUACCUGA